AAAUGGCGACUUCAGCAGACGCAAAGGAAAAAUCUAUCAAAGAAGAUUUUGCUGAUUUAUUGACUUGUUCUAUUUGUCUUGAAACAUUUAAACAGCCUAAGUAUUUACCGUGCUUGCACACCUUCUGUGAAACAUGUAUAAAUACUUAUAUUGUUUCAACCUUGAAGGAAGAAAAAUCAGAGGGAUUCAAAUGCCCGGUAUGUCGUCGCCUUGUGUGUUCUGGGAACAGUGCGGAAACACCAGACACGUGGGCUAGAAACUUACCUGGGAACCAUUUUGUGAGUUCAAUGAUUGAUAGAAGGGCUAUGCAGAAAGCAGAGAAACUUUGCGAUGCUUGUAGCAACGAAAACGUCUCACAAAAAGCUAUAUCAUGGUGCACUGUUUGCGAUGAAGCGUAUUGUGGUUCCUGUGAAGUCAGUCAUAAAAGAUUUAAAAUCUCACGGAACCACAACUUAGUAGCAAUUACAGAUAUAAAUGCGGAAAUAAAUGCUCCAUCUAUUUUUGCUUCUGUUGCUUGUGAUGAACAUCCAGACAAGACAAUAGAAAUAUACUGCAAGGAUCACUCCAAGCCAUGUUGUACCGUUUGUGCUACUGUACACCACAGAAAAUGUGAACACGUUGUAACUAUAGAUAAAGCUGUAACCGGUGUUAAGGAAUCAACAAAAGCAAAGGAACUUAUGAAAAAUUUGAAAGAAACAGUUGACAAAUUAGAUGCAGUAAUUAACACCCGUAAACAAAAUACGACAAAUUUCGAAGCAGAAAUAGAUGCUGUGUUAGUAGAAAUUGGGAAUGUUCGUGAAAAGUUAAACAAAAAACUAAUUGACCUCGAGAAAAGGAUAAAAGAAGAAGUAAACAGUACAAGAAAAAAAAACGUGCUAAGAUUAAGCGAAGAGUCUGCUGAAUUAUUAUCAUUGAAGAGUACUUUUAAUCAGUGGAAAAAUGUAUUUGGGGCUUGUCUAUCACAAGGGUCUGAUAUACAAUGCUUGGUCAAAAUGGAGGAGAUUUCGAGCAAACUGCCACAGUUUGAACAUGAUUUGUCUAAAGCUAUACAAGGGAUUAAGGACAUUCAUAUAAAGUUUGAAGCUACGGAUGUUAUUUCGGACACUGCUUGUUUCGGUCGCCUACAGUUUAAAGAACAAAAGCCGUCACUUCCUGGAUUAAAGACUGUAAACUUUCAAACUGGAAAGAUAAGAGUGUUGUUUAAAAUUGAGAUUAAAGGUAAUUUUGUCAGUGGAAUAUUCUUCAACGACGAUAUCAUUAUAACCGACUAUUCUAAGAGCAGAAUCGUUUACCACGACAACAACGGGAACCAAACGGGAGUAUUUAGCGUUCCGAACAAACCGACUGAUAUCACCAAGCUUGAAUCAGCUGAAGGAAAAGAUUUUCUGUAUGAUAAUAGUAAACUGUCCUAUUCAUAUAGUCAGGAAAUUGAUCAAGAUGGAAACGUAUACGCUUUAGGACAUAGUUCGAACAACAUCCAUCAGCUGACCCCUACUGGACAACUCAUCCGUAUCAUUCCUGUAUCAGAUAUCGACAAUACAAUUACAGGACAUCCUUGGGUGAUGCGCUUCAAACGAAAUACCAAUCGGUUUCUUUUAACAUUUCAUGGAUCAGCUAGUCCAGUGUUAGUGUGUGAAAUUGAAUAA
Molecule: messenger RNA, 1646 nt
Organism: Mytilus trossulus (common blue mussel)
Lineage: Eukaryota; Metazoa; Mollusca; Bivalvia; Mytilida; Mytilidae
Product: E3 ubiquitin-protein ligase TRIM45-like
Exons: 2
Coding region: 3-1646 (547 amino acids)
Molecular function (GO): zinc ion binding
Source: RefSeq, a predicted model, not a curated record